Sinocyclocheilus grahami is the source of this 382-nucleotide messenger RNA. RefSeq names its product DNA (cytosine-5)-methyltransferase 1-like. Gene Ontology annotation, molecular function: DNA binding; DNA (cytosine-5-)-methyltransferase activity. NCBI's taxonomy places the organism in Eukaryota, Metazoa, Chordata, Actinopteri, Cypriniformes, Cyprinidae. Gene Ontology annotation, cellular component: nucleus. The annotation marks the transcript as partial. The transcript is spliced from 2 exons. Gene Ontology annotation, biological process: negative regulation of gene expression via chromosomal CpG island methylation. The record is from RefSeq and is a predicted model, not a curated record.
GCAGGGCAGUAUGGGGUGGCCCAGACCAGGCGCAGGGCGAUCAUCCUGGCUGCAGCCCCGGGUGAAAAGCUGCCCCGCUUCCCUGAACCCCUACAUGUGUUCGCCCCACGGGCGUGUUCUCUUAGUGUGGUGGUUGAUGAAAAGAGAUAUGUUAGCAAUGUCACUCGUGGAAAUGGAGGCAUUUAUCGCACAAUCACAGUGCGGGACACAAUGUCUGACCUUCCAGAGAUCCGUAACGGAGCCGCAUAUCUGGAAAUCUCCUAUAACGGUGAGCCGCAGUCCUGGUUCCAAAGGCACAUUCGUGGCUCUCAGUACCAGCCCAUCCUCAGGGACCACAUCUGUAAGGUCAGUUCCGUUUGAGUUACUCUGCACGAUUAUGAAA